UUUGGUGGCCCAUUCACUCGAUAGCAGCGAAUUCGCUCGGUUCGGUUGGCUAGAAGGCGCGCGCUUUGUUUUAUUAUCCACAAUCGACAUUAUCAGCGGCAUUAUCGUUAGUGGCACUGUCUUCAGCCCACGCGCCCAUUCGUGAAUGCACUCGCAGUGGCCGCGCGAAUAACCGCCAGUGCGUCUUCAGGUCCAGCUCCAGCUCCAGCUCCAGUUCCAUCUAAAUCUGAAUCUAAAUCUGUAUCACAAUUUGAGUUUGAAUUUGAAUUUGAAUUUCGAGCGGCAUUCGUGAGUUUGUUUUGGAACCGCGCGCUCGUCGCUGUCGUCGGUCGUUCGGUCAACAGCAGCAGCAACAAUAAACCCAAUUGAAAUAAACAUAAAAAUAAUAAUAAUAAUAAUUGUAAUAACAAUAAGCAUAACAGUAAUCGUAACGCUAACGAGCCCUCGAUAGUGCCCCAGAAAUCCAAACAAGUGGAAGUGCCCGAGCAACUCGAAUGAGUGGAGCGCAAAGCAAGUGCAAUUGGAAUCGAAACUAAAGGAAACUUAGGCCGCCAACCAAAUCGCAACAAAGUAUACGAAACAUUUGUGAACAAAUACCUUAAAUUAGUUACUUAUUGUCUAGUACUAUGCCAGCGGAGAGUGCAAUAUUUAAAAUAGGAUAAUUCCAACCAAGUGCUACCCAAAAAAAAGUCAAAUCAAUCCGAACCGAAUUAGAUCGCAUCUAAGAAAAAUUUAAUACAAUAAAAAGAAAGUAACCUCGAUCCCGAUACCGAUACCGAUCCCACAGCAAGAGGAUCAUCUAGUUGAAGGAGCUGCCAGCAGCAGCAGCCCAACCGCCAAAAUUCUCACCGCCAGCAGCAACAUGAACUCGUACUUUGAGCAGGCCUCCGGCUUCUACGGCCAUCCGCACCAGGCCACGGGCAUGGCCAUGGGCUCCGGCGGACACCACGACCAGACGGCGAGCGCAGCAGCGGCCGCCUACCGGGGCUUUCCCCUCUCGCUGGGCAUGUCGCCGUACGCCAACCACCAUCUGCAGCGCACCACCCAGGACUCGCCCUACGACGCCAGCAUCACGGCCGCCUGCAACAAGAUAUACGGCGACGGGGCCAGCGCCUACAAGCAGGACUGCCUCAACAUCAAGGCGGACGCCGUCAACGGCUACAAGGACAUCUGGAACACGGGCGGCUCCAACGGCGGGGGCACAGGAGGCGGAGGGGGCGGCGGCGGUGCCGGUGGCAAUGCAUCCAACGGCUCGAACGCGGCCAACGCCGCCAACGGACAGAACAACGCAGCGGGCGGCAUGCCCGUUCGCCCAUCCGCCUGCACCCCCGACUCGCGAGUCGGCGGCUACUUGGACACAUCGGGCGGCAGCCCCGUCAGCCAUCGAGGCGGCAGCGCUGGGGGCAACGUAAGCGCCGGCGGUGGUGGCCAAAGCGGCCAGAGCGGCGCCCCAGGCGUGGGCGUCGGUGUGGGAGUGGGCGUGGGCGCCGGGGCGGGCACCGCCUGGAACGCAAACUGCACAAUCUCGGGCGCCGCGGCGGCCCAGACAGCGGCCGCCAGCAGCUUACACCAGGCCAGCAAUCACACAUUCUACCCCUGGAUGGCUAUCGCAGGUGAGUGCCCUGAAGAUCCGACCAAAAGUAAGAUAAGAUCUGAUUUAACACAAUACGGCGGCAUAUCAACAGACAUGGGUAAGAGAUACUCAGAAUCUCUUGCGGGCUCUCUUCUACCAGACUGGCUAGGUACAAAUGGUCUGCGAAGACGCGGCCGACAGACAUACACCCGCUACCAGACGCUUGAGCUGGAGAAGGAGUUCCACACGAAUCACUAUUUGACCCGCAGAAGGAGAAUCGAGAUGGCGCACGCCCUCUGUCUGACGGAGCGACAGAUCAAGAUCUGGUUCCAGAACAGGCGAAUGAAGUUGAAAAAGGAAAUACAGGCGAUCAAGGAGCUGAACGAGCAGGAGAAGCAGGCGCAGGCGCAAAAGGCUGCGGCGGCAGCAGCCGCGGCGGCGGCCGUCCAGGGCGGGCACUUAGACCAGAAUUAGGCGGAAUUACAAAAUACAAAUACAAAGCAACUCUAUAUUGUAACAAAAGAACUAUUUACUUAAAUGAAUAAUAUUUAAACAUUUCGAUGGUAAUGUGCGAAUACGAAACUAAACUAAAGGAAUUAUUUCAAGCGUUUGAGCAGCAACCGAAAAUACGUAAAACAAACCUACAAACUAAUUAAAUAGAGUAAGUAAAUAAAAGUAGUGGAAGAGCGCAACGCAGGCGGACUACUAACCUACUUAGAAGUAUAAAUUAAAAUUAAAAUAAACGAGAACGAGAACGAACACAACUUUAAUUUAGUUUCAAACACACAAAAAGUGGACAUUGAUUCGCGGCGUAAGACUAUGUUUAUGAUCUUUCCAAAUUCGAAGUGAGCCUGCCCGCCCACCCAUUUGUUGCUUACUGGUACGAUUAAAUUAUGUUUCGCAAAAAUACUCAAAAAAACUAUAAAA
This is a messenger RNA of Drosophila guanche, 2500 nucleotides long. RefSeq names its product homeotic protein ultrabithorax. Gene Ontology annotation, molecular function: DNA-binding transcription factor activity, RNA polymerase II-specific; RNA polymerase II cis-regulatory region sequence-specific DNA binding. The transcript is spliced from 4 exons. Gene Ontology annotation, cellular component: nucleus. Bases 863 to 2047 code for a protein of 394 amino acids. The record is from RefSeq and is a predicted model, not a curated record. Gene Ontology annotation, biological process: negative regulation of transcription by RNA polymerase II; anterior/posterior pattern specification. NCBI's taxonomy places the organism in Eukaryota, Metazoa, Arthropoda, Insecta, Diptera, Drosophilidae.